AUGUCUGGCUCUCCUCCUGCUGAAGAGCCUUCGGUUGCUUCCGCGGAGUCGAACCCUUCGCGAUAUCCAUUGGCUUCCUCGCCCGCUCCCAGCGCGGCAGAGGAAGCCCCGGUGGUGUCCCAUCCUCGACCUCAUCGCCCAUCCUUAGGCAAUGAUCCGUUGCCCACCACGAUCCCACCGAUCUCGGCCGUUGCUCCGGUCUCUGUUCCCUCGGUGCCGUUGAUUCCCCCAAGAUAUCCGGAUCCCGGCCCGUUGUAUACGGAUCCUUCUCACGCUCACCCUGAGUUGCCUCAAUUUCCACUAGCAGCAUUUGAUCGCUCCAUCUCUGGAGCGGGGCCUCGUGCCAUUGCACAGAGAUCGACGAGGCGGACGAAGGCGCAUGUGGCAUCGGCAUGCGUCAAUUGCAAAAAGAAGCAUCUUGGCUGUGAUCCAGCACGGCCAUGUAGAAGAUGUGUUUUGGCUGGAAAGGCUUCGUCAUGUGUGGAUGUCACUCACAAAAAACGUGGCCGACCGCCAUUGAAGGCCGAGGACUCUUCUCUCCGACCCUAUACGCAUCCGGAUCAUUCACCGGUGCCAGCAGAGUCCCAGCCCGCUGGCCCUCCGCGAGCGAGCUUCCACCGACCAACAUCUUCAAGAGAGCUUCGGCCGAUGACAGAUCUUCAAGGAGUAGGUGAACCAGGACCACCACCACCACCACCAGGAGCAGCAACGAUGCGAGGUCCGCGGAGCCAGCCGCACCGAUGGUCAGCUUCGGUCUUUCCUCUGACUCGUCCUAUGGAAGCUUCGCCAGGGAUGCUGAAUGCUGCGGGUCGGCGUCCAUUCUCCUCGUCUGGACCAGCUUCAUAUCCGCAGCCUCAUCCAUCUGUGCCUCCGUCUGCAUUUGCGCCAGUUACGAGUGGAUUCAACCCUGUGAUCAAGACACCCACAGGUCCGCCAGGAAUGGACAUGCGAUUUCAACAAUAUCCAGGUCCGGCAUUACCUCCACCUACCACCCCGCCGCAGCCCAAUCCCGCCGCAGGGAUUCCCUACAUACCCUACGCUGAAUCCCCCGGCUCCGCCCACCAUCCAGGAGCCGAGUCUCGACUGCCAGCUGGACCCCGAGAGUCCUAUCUGGAGACCUCGGUCCGUCUCCCUCCAAUCCACCAAGCUACAGCAAAUCCCGGUCCGCCCAUGUCGGCAGUGCCGCCAGGACCCCCCGGCCAUGCCUACCAUACCCAUAGAUUGAGCGAUCCAUAUCCUGCAAGCUGGGUUUUAGCCGGCUCGGAAGGAAGCUCCCAGGAUCCCCGUACUUCUGCCCAACCCAAGAGACCUAUGGAUUCCAUUUUGGACCAUCCAUCGCAUCACCGACGGCUGUCGUCUUCGGCAACAGGAUCUUUGAACCCGAUUCCCCGGCAUUUAGGCCCCCUCGAGCUUCCUACGCCAGUUACACCUGCUCCGUCAUUGCCAGCGGGAGCUCAAACAACCCAGCCCGUGACAGAAGCGGAGCCUGAUCCGCGGCCGGUGAAAAGGCGCAAGAUGGCACUAGAUGACAUGGUGAAUGGCUGA
This is a messenger RNA of Penicillium chermesinum, 1545 nucleotides long. RefSeq lists its product as uncharacterized. The transcript is spliced from 2 exons. NCBI's taxonomy places the organism in Eukaryota, Fungi, Ascomycota, Eurotiomycetes, Eurotiales, Aspergillaceae. The coding region runs from base 1 to 1545 and encodes 514 amino acids. Gene Ontology annotation, molecular function: DNA-binding transcription factor activity, RNA polymerase II-specific; zinc ion binding. Gene Ontology annotation, biological process: regulation of DNA-templated transcription. The record is from RefSeq and is a predicted model, not a curated record.